Rana temporaria (common frog) is the source of this 1842-nucleotide messenger RNA. RefSeq names its product extensin-1-like. The coding region runs from base 1 to 1842 and encodes 613 amino acids. The record is from RefSeq and is a predicted model, not a curated record. The transcript has 2 exons. NCBI's taxonomy places the organism in Eukaryota, Metazoa, Chordata, Amphibia, Anura, Ranidae.
AUGGCGGACCCACCGACAUCAGGACCCACCGACCUCCCAAUACACCGAGAUCAGGACCCACCGACCUCCCGAUACACAGAGAUCAGGGCCCACCGCCCUGACCUCCCGAUACACAGAGAUCAGGGCCCACCGCCCUCUCCUCCCAAUACACAGAGAUCGGGACCCACCGCCCUCCCGAUACACCGAGAUCGGGACCCACCGACCUCCCGAUACACCGAGAUCGGGACCCACCGACCUCCCGAUACACAGAGAUCGGGACCCACCGACCUCCCGAUACACAGAGAUCGGGACCCACCGACCUCCCGAUACACAGAGAUCGGGACCCACCGACCUCCCGAUACACCGAGAUCGGGACCCACCGACCUCCCGAUACACCGAGAUCGGGACCCACCGACCUCCCGAUACACCGAGAUCGGGACCCACCGACCUCCCGAUACACCGAGAUCGGGACCCACCGACCUCCCGAUACACCGAGAUCGGGACCCACCGACCUCCCGAUACACCGAGAUCGGGACCCACCGACCUCCCGAUACACCGAGAUCGGGACCCACCGACCUCCCGAUACACCGAGAUCGGGACCCACCGACCUCCCGAUACACCGAGAUCGGGACCCACCGACCUCCCGAUACACCGAGAUCGGGACCCACCGACCUCCCGAUACACCGAGAUCGGGACCCACCGACCUCCCGAUACACCGAGAUCGGGACCCACCGACCUCCCGAUACACCGAGAUCGGGACCCACCGACCUCCCGAUACACCGAGAUCGGGACCCACCGACCUCCCGAUACACCGAGAUCGGGACCCACCGACCUCCCGAUACACCGAGAUCGGGACCCACCGACCUCCCGAUACACCGAGAUCGGGACCCACCGACCUCCCGAUACACCGAGAUCGGGACCCACCGACCUCCCGAUACACCGAGAUCGGGACCCACCGACCUCCCGAUACACCGAGAUCGGGACCCACCGACCUCCCGAUACACCGAGAUCGGGACCCACCGACCUCCCGAUACACCGAGAUCGGGACCCACCGACCUCCCGAUACACCGAGAUCGGGACCCACCGACCUCCCGAUACACCGAGAUCGGGACCCACCGACCUCCCGAUACACCGGGAUCAGGACCCACCGACCUCCCGAUACACCGAGAUCAGGACCCACCGACCUCCCGAUACACCGAGAUCGGGACCCACCGACCUCCCGAUACACCGAGAUCGGGACCCACCGAGAUCAGGACCCACCGACCUCCCGAUACACCGAGAUCGGGACCCACCGACCUCCCGAUACACCGAGAUCGGGACCCACCGACCUCCCGAUACACCGAGAUCGGGACCCACCGACCUCCCGAUACACCGAGAUCGGGACCCACCGACCUCCCGAUACACCGAGAUCGGGACCCACCGACCUCCCGAUACACCGAGAUCGGGACCCACCGACCUCCCGAUACACCGAGAUCGGGACCCACCGACCUCCCGAUACACCGAGAUCGGGACCCACCGACCUCCCGAUACACCGAGAUCAGGACCCACCGACCUCCCGAUACACCGAGAUCAGGACCCACCGACCUCCCGAUACACCGAGAUCGGGACCCACCGACCUCCCGAUACACCGAGAUCAGGACCCACCGACCUCCCGAUACACAGGGAUCAGGACCCACCGACCUCCCGAUACACCGAGAUCAGGACCCACCGACCUCCCGAUACACCGAGAUCAGGACCCACCGACCUCCCGAUACACAGGGAUCAGGACCCACCGACCUCCCGAUACACCGAGAUCGGGACCCACCGACCUCCCGAUACACCGAGAUCAGGGCCCACGAGAUUUUUUGUCUGCCAUACAAUUGA